GUAAUCACCGUAAGGAAGGGGAGAUGGGCCAAAGGGCAACUCCGUUCCAAAAGCAGCAUCAGCAUCCAACAUUGGCACUUGGCACAGCUAGAGAGGAGCCGAGAGCUCUCAACGUCACCUUGGUGGGUAGGGUAGGUAGGCAGGUAUACCUAGAGGUAAAUCUGGAGUAGUACCUAGCACUCCGUACCUAUAGAGAGUUCCGAAUAUUCACGGACACGCGAGGGACGGUCAAUUGCAAUUGGCCCAAUUCCGAGGAUAUUCACACCUUUCAUGGACCGUUGCUUGGAGAUUCGCACAGGCGGUGAAAGUGUGGCUUUGCAGGGAUCUUGAUCCACAGCUUCGAAGCAAUGCUAACAGUUGGGACAAAAGCCACCUGCACUCCCUCCAUAACAAACUCCCGUGAACUGCAAACCAAGUGUCAACAGCCCAGAACUCAGAGACCGACUCUACCACAAGUUUUCUACAGAACAACCGCAAUCAUGGCUUCCGCAUCACACGACCAAGAUCUCCUUCCAGAGACAACUGAGGGGUUCAAGGUGGGGGAGAAGAAGACCAUGGACGAGUACAGCAAGUUGGGUAUGUUUGGGAGCUCCUGCUGUUCAUUUUCUACCCCGUCGAUCAGGACUACCUUGUCUGUUUUACAUGUUCAUUCCUAUUCUUUCCCAUGUUCAGCAUUACAAGACGAGGCGUUCCGGGGCCUGGUCUGGCUGUGGAAGUCCACGAUAGCUUCGUAUCAAGGCGGGGCUUCGAGGCCAGGCACAAAAUUACAUUUAUAUUUUCGUUCCAAGCUCUACUUCUCUCAAUGUCUGCCAUAUACCUCUGCAAUGAACUUCAUCUGUUUGCAUCGUCCAUCCAAAUCCUUCAUGUAGUUCUUGGUCAUUUCUGUCCAACGCUAUCCUCAAUUUUACCCAAAUACCAAUCAAUAUUGAGAACCACUCCGUCCCUAAAGUUUAUCAUCAAAUGCUAACAACUCUCUCUUCUCCCCGCAGAUGCCGAUGAUGAAGCCAUGCAACGAUACAAGCAAUCCCUCGGUCUUGGUGGCGCUGGCAAAGACCUUUCCGACCCCAACGAUCCCCGUCACUGCAUCAUCCUCUCCCUGCAAAUGGACUCCGAGGGACGACCGCCCGUCGUGAUCGAUUUGUCCGAGAAGGGAAGUGAGAAGACUUUGAAGGACAAGCCAUUUAAGAUAAAGGAAGGUGCAAAGUUCAGCAUGACGGCCAAAUUCAAGGUCCAACACGAGAUUCUUAGUGGUUUGCAUUAUGUCCAGAUUGUGAAGCGAAAGGGAAUCAGAGUUAGCAAGGACCAGGAAAUGAUUGUAGGUUUUGGAUUGGCGAGCUGAUAUCGAUGGUAGAGGGACAUCAAGCUAAUGAGGAUGGCGAUAGGGCUCUUACGCACCUUGCACCAACCAGAAUCCCGUUUACACCAAGCAAUGUAGGUUCCCCAACCUCAGAUAUGUUUUCUUGUGGCUAAUGAUAUUCCAGUCGCCGAGGAAGAUGCUCCAACCGGAAUGUUGGCUCGAGGACACUACACUGCCGUCUCAACAUUUGUCGACGACGACAAAAAGCGCCACUUGGAGUUUGAGUGGGCUUUCGAUAUUGCAAAGGACUGGUAGACGGCUAAGCUAUCGGGAGGAAGAAUUUACGAAUUAACGGCUGUUGAAUAAAUGCAUAGGUGGUCACAAAUGGUUCG
Hymenoscyphus albidus is the source of this 1689-nucleotide messenger RNA. The record is from the annotation of a GenBank genome assembly. Lineage: Eukaryota; Fungi; Ascomycota; Leotiomycetes; Helotiales; Helotiaceae.